This is a messenger RNA of Electrophorus electricus (electric eel), 7774 nucleotides long. It is a transcript of the gene sbno2b, whose product is annotated as strawberry notch homolog 2b. Lineage: Eukaryota; Metazoa; Chordata; Actinopteri; Gymnotiformes; Gymnotidae. The record is from RefSeq and is a predicted model, not a curated record. Gene Ontology annotation, biological process: regulation of DNA-templated transcription. Gene Ontology annotation, molecular function: chromatin DNA binding; histone binding. Gene Ontology annotation, cellular component: nucleus.
CUCGCGGAGAUCGCGCGAACGGUGCCUCCUCUCAGCGGAGGCGCGAGCUGCUCUGACAACCGCGGAAGUAUCGACUUUCAGUUCAAAAUGGCCUUGUCGUCGUUAUUAUAAACUGAGAUAAAAACAAAACAAAACAAAAAGUGGGUAGCAAGCUAGCUGUCUACCCUUUGAGAAAGAAGAAAGGAUUGGGUUUUUUUCCCCCCCCCCCAUCGGGUCAUAUCCGAGAGAAUUGAUUAGACGUCCGGGCAUUGUGACCAAGAGGUUAACCGGAGGGUCUUAUCCAAGGACAUGGCAAGCAUGAGGCGCUGAGCCACCACGCGUGCCUCGCUGGUAUUGGCCAUCAUGCUCUAUGCCUGAUGCCUUCCCUCUCUGCUUCGCCUUCCAUGGAUGGGCAGAGCUAUCCGUAUCCGGAGGGACCGCCACUGGAGACUGGAAUGUUUGGCCUGGUCUCGUCCACUAUGGAGACGCCGAUGUAUCCCUCCGCACCUUGGAGUUUCCCACAGCAAGCGUACAGCUUUUGUUGGUCUGGGCAACCUGUCAGCCAGCAGCACCAUUCCAGCGGCUCUCCCGAGAUGCCCAUGGACAUCUGGAGCCAGUCUUCUUUCUCAGACCUCGACUUCAGCGUCCCUCAGGAUCUUUCAUGUAUAGAAGAUUUGUCCAACAACUCACUCUUUUCCUCAUCUCCCGCUGACUCUCUGUCGGAGUAUGCAGGCACAUCAGCGUUGCUUCCUGACAGCCUGGCAACUGUACCUACCUUAUGGGACAUCAACACACCAGCAGAACCACAAGAGCCUAUUUCCAACCGAUUUCAGGGCUUUAGCAGUUUAGAUGAUAUUGCUGCCAUAAUCCCGUCUCUGAGAGGCCUUCAGAGACACCCCACACAGCCAGAGGAGGAGGAGGAGGUCGAGGAAGAGGAGACCGAGGAGCUGGGGCACGUGGACACUUAUGCUGACUACAAACCUUCCAAAUCCACUAUUGGAAACUCCCACCCUGACCGUGUGGUGGAGACCAACACACUCUCCAGUGUCCCCCCUCCUGACGUCACUUACACGCUUUCCAUCCCCAAAUCCAUCGUUGACAACAGCCUGCUCUCUGCUCUGCAGCUGGAGGCCAUUAUCUAUGCCUGUCAGCAACACGAGGUGAUCCUGCAGAACAAUCAGAGAGCGGGCUUCCUCAUCGGGGACGGAGCCGGGGUUGGCAAGGGCCGCACGGUGGCUGGCAUCAUCCUGGAGAACUUUCUAAGGGGAAGGAAGAAAUCACUGUGGUUCAGCGUCUCCAAUGACCUCAAAUACGAUGCAGAAAGAGAUCUUCAGGACAUCGGUGCCGCCUAUAUGCUAGUGCACGCCUUGAAUAAGAUAAAGUACGGAGACACAGCUACCUCAGAAGGGGUCCUGUUUGCAACCUACUCCGCUCUGAUUGGAGAGAGCCAGGCAGGGGGCCAGCGGCGCACCAGACUGGAACAGAUCUUGGAUUGGUGUGGGCCUGACUUUGACGGGGUCAUCGUGUUUGAUGAAUGCCACAAAGCCAAGAAUGCUACAUCUACCAAAAUGGGCAAAGCUGUGCUGGACAUUCAGAAUAAACUGCCCCAGGCCAGGGUGGUGUAUGCCAGCGCUACAGGAGCCUCUGAGCCAAAGAACAUGAUCUACAUGAGCCGUCUGGGAAUCUGGGGUACAGGAACACAGUUUCGCAUGUUUGAUGACUUCCUCCACGCUAUCGAAAAGAGAGGUGUGGGUGCCAUGGAGAUCGUUGCCAUGGACAUGAAGGUCAGUGGCAUGUACAUUGCACGGCAGCUGAGCUUCACGGGUGUCUCUUUCCGCAUCGAGGAGAUCAGCUUGGAUGACGAAUUCAAACUGGUCUAUAACCAAGCUGCCAGACUGUGGGCCGAGGCCCUGGUCGUCUUUACUCAGGCAGCUGACCUGCUGAAUAUGGGGUCCCGGAAGUCUCUGUGGGGUCAGUUCUGGUCUUCCCACCAGCGCUUUUUCAAAUACCUCUGCAUUGCUGCCAAGGUGCGCUGUCUGGUGGAGCUGGCCAAGAAGGAGCUGGAGGCAGGCAAGUGCAUCGUGAUCGGGCUUCAGUCCACUGGCGAAGCGAGAACGCGAGAAGUGCUCGACGAAAACGACGGACACCUGGACAAAUUUGUGUCUGCCGCAGAAGGUGUGUUCCAUUCUCUGGUCCAGAAGCACUUCCCCUCAGAGAAACAGCGGCGGGAGAAAGGAUUAGGAUCCAAAAGAAAACGUAAGCCGCGAGGCAGGCAGAACAAGUGCCUGAAGCAGGGUGCAGACAGCCGGGCCCUCCUCAACGUCAGCGACGACAGCAGCACGGAGUCGGACGGAGUGGACAGCGACUCCAACUCCUCUCCCGACUCGCUCCAGGACAAUGGCGAUGAUGUCAUCUUCGUUAACCAGACCCACUGCCAUGCUGCUCGCCUAGAGGAGAUGAAGCAAGACCUCUUGAACAAAAUCUCUGUGCUUGGGAAAGAACUACCUCUAAACACACUGGAUGAGCUCAUAGACCAGCUCGGGGGUCCGGAAAAGGUGUCUGAGAUGACAGGUCGUAAAGGACGAGUGGUCCGCCUGCCGGAUGGGAGUGUGCGUUAUGAGUCCCGUGCUGAACAGGGCCACACCAUUGACCACAUCAACAUCAAAGAGAAAGACCGCUUCAUGAAUGGAGAUAAGUUGGUGGCUAUAAUCUCCGAGGCAGCCAGUUCAGGGAUCUCUCUGCAGGCAGACAGGCGGGUGAGGAACCAGUGCAGGCGGGUCCACAUGACCCUGGAAUUGCCCUGGAGUGCUGACCGUGCCAUCCAGCAGUUUGGUCGCACACACCGCUCCAACCAGGUCACUGCCCCAGAGUACAUCUUCCUCAUCUCUGAGCUGGCCGGGGAGAGGCGCUUUGCCUCCAUCGUAGCCAAGAGGUUGGAGAGCCUGGGAGCUCUGACCCAUGGGGACAGAAGAGCUACAGAGUCUAGAGACUUGAGCAAGUACAACUUUGAAAAUAAAUAUGGCACCAAGGCUCUGGACAAGAUCACCAAAGCCAUCCUUGGACACAUUGAGAGCAUAGUGCCCCCUCCCAAAGACUACCCUGGUGGUGAUGCCAUGUUCUUUAGAGACAUGAAGCAAGGUAUGAUGGAUGUUGGCAUCAUGUGUAAGGAGCCUCGCUAUGGCAUCAGCACUGAGAAAGACUGUACCAUCACCAAGUUCCUCAAUCGUAUCCUGGGCCUUGAGGUGCAUAAGCAGAACUCCCUCUUCCAGUACUUCACUGAUAAUUUUGACUACCUAAUUGAAAAUGAUAAGAAAGAAGGCAAAUAUGAUAUGGGCAUCUUGGAUCUGGCUCCAGGUAACGAUGAGAUCUAUAACGAGACUCAGGAGAUAUUUUUGACACCAGGCAACCCUCAAGAAGGCCAUGUUGUUCUCUAUAAGAUCAGCGUGGACAGAGGCAUGCCGUGGGAGGAAGCUGUGCAGAAGGCUCAGUUGCUCGCUGACCCAGACGAAGGCUUCUAUCUGUCCCACAAGCUGAGAGGGAGCCACCCGUGCGUGUUGCUCGCCGAGCAGGGCCGCGGUCACCACCUGGUGGUCUACAAGCCUAACGUGGGCAAGCAGAAGCAAGCCGAGAGCCUGGAGCAGAUCCAGAAGAAGUACCGCAAGGUGACUGCAGAGGAAGCAAGAGAGAGCUGGGAAAGUCAGUUCACCUUCUCUUUCAGGAAAUGUAGCCAUGCCAACUGGAACGGCCGGUGUAAGAAGGUGGAGGAGGGGCAGGAGUGCCUGCAGGGCAUGCGCGUGCGCCAGUACCACGUACUGUGUGGCGCACUCCUGUCUGUGUGGAAGCGCGUGGCCGACGUGGUGGCCGACGUCACCAGCUCCAGCAUCUUGCAGAUUGUCCGCCUCAAGACCAGAGAGCACAAGCAAGUCGGCAUAAAGAUCCCAGAGAACUGUGUGACUCCAGUUCGAGACGAGCUGGACAGGAUGGAUAAGGAGGUGAAGAAGAAACGUCAGGAGAAGGAGCUGGAGGCUCAGAAGCAGCGGCUGGCUGAGCAGCACCAGCGACUGCUGGAGUGUCACCGGGACUUCUGCUCCCAGCCGCCCCUGCUUCCCAGCCUGGAUGCCCUUUACGCCAGACCCCCGGCGUACCUUCCCCUGCACCUGCCCCCUGCCCUGUCCUUGUCCUCCCUUCUGGACCCCAUGGAGGGCAUCCUGGACCUGACCAUGCACAGCUCGUCUCCGCUUUCCGCAGACGGCGCUCAGGGCAGCCUGAGGGCCGACGGCCUCCCUGUGCCGCCCGCCACCGUACAGGACUUCAGCUUGGAGCCUUUCAGACAGGAGCAGGACAGUCCGGCGCCUAUUGGGGACCCCAGACAGCAGGACCUCAUCGAGUUCCUCAACUCCCUGUCGGAGACAGCGUCCUGCCACACCAGUCCUCCGUCCUCCUCGGAUGUUUUGUCUGCAGUCAUGCCUGUCUCGACGAGUCUAUUCAGCUCCUCUGCCAUCCCCUCCUCCUCCUCCUCCUCCUCUUCCUCCUCCUCCUCCUCUUCCUCCUCGUCCUUUUUCUCACCUUCGCUCACGCCAUCAUCAUCCUCGUCCUCGCUCUCACUCUUUUCCUCUUUGUCGCCGUCCGACCAGCACUCGCUGUCUCUGCCCAGUGGCGGGGACACCGCCAUUAAUGCCAAAGAGGUGCUGAGCAGUAUGCUGCUGGGAGGGUCCGACUUGCGCCAGUCGGUCAUCCACUUCAGGACACCUGAGUGAUGGUGCCCGUCCUGGGGCCUCCCGUCCUGGGGCCACCGUGUCGGGGCUGCCAGCUCAAGCCCACAACGCUAUGCAGAGCUUACCAUGAAAGGUGAGACGUGCUUACCACAAGUCCCAACUCAGAUCUGCCCAAGUUCACUGAGAUUACAUAUUUAAAUGUUUCUGAAGUUCUUCCCCCUGAAAAGACUAGGCAAAAGGAUAAGUAAUAAACACACACAACUUUAAGAUUUAAAGUGCAGCAUUCAAGCCAAUAUUACGUCGACAUCUAUGAAGUUUCAUCGCCCUCUUGUGGUGCAUCAGUGUCAUGCUUAAUGGCCUUUGUUGAAAUUCGUGUAUAAUAUUGAAAACAAAACUGGAAAGGCAGUUACAGAGAUCACAGCCUGUCUCUGUGUGCUAUAUAUCUGUUUCCCAGCUUCCUCUGAUUAUGGAGAGCAAAAUUACAAACUACUGUCUAAGCAGUGCCUUUGGAAAAUAUUAGGGAAUGUCAUCUUGUAAACCAAGACUCCUGUACAGUAUAUAUAUUUGUAUACAAAGCAUAGGCAUUUUAUUUAUUGUUUUUAUUUAUCUGAGCUCAUACUCCAGCAGAGGCUGGGAGAGUGGGACAACCUCAAGGGUCCACUUUAAUAUCCUUGGACGUGCUUAUAGCCUCUUUACACAACAAAAGAAACUCUGUUGUCCUUAUACUCCUAAAGAAUUAGCACAGUCGUGACUUAAAUAUCCGUGAUUAAACUAAAUUUAAUAGCUUUAGCAUUUAAUUGUCUUGAAAUGUGGUUCCUGUGCUUAAUUAUUUUAUGCUCUCAGGAAAAAGUAAAUCUUAACCCUUUUAAGUAUGAAAGGUCUGUCAGGGCACAAUGCACUGUGUGAACUCAUAUCAGGUAUACCUGAGUACAAGGACCCUUCAGUGACUCAGACCCCGGAGAGCCGAACACUUUACCAUUUAAGAACAGGUGAAGUUAGAGGUGAUAUUAUAAUGUAGACAUUUUUAUCUAGGUGAGGUAAUGGGGAAACACAUAGUCUGGGCAAUAUUUAUAUUUAUAGUGAUAUUUUUUUCUUCAUAAUUUAUGUUAAGGGACAUUCUUUUCAUACUGUGUGUUGACCUGAUAUAUAAGGGCUGCACAAUAAAAAAGCAAAACUGAAGAGAACAAGAAACUGUGCAAAACAUUGAAAAUGGUGACAGUGAUUUUGGUGAGAUAUUGCACUGUUCUAUACUGCUGCAAUAGGUUUAGGAUUUCCCUAAUGCCUUGUUUAAUUUACCUGACUUCUGAAAAUUUGUAUUUGAUUGAAGGCCCAGUCGGCCGUAUUUCUAAAAUCAGUUAAUGUAUCCAAAUCUAGCUGUACAUUUGCCAAAAGCUCUUAUCCAGAGCAACUUAGAAUUCCAGCCUUAUUUCAGAGGCAAGUGUAGUGUUAGGAGUCUUGCCUAAGGUAUAAUGUGCCCGAGGUCUUUUGGUAUAGUGUGGUGCCUUUGCCCAGAUGGGAGCCUGCACCCCUUGUGAGCAGUGGUGUUGUUACCCACUGCUAUAUGGUUAUACUUUACGGUUAUAUAAUUGGUUCAUUUGAAAGCCUUUUGGCUCAAGGAAAUCCUGGCAUGAGCUUCUUCAAUUUACUGCCAGAACUGAACACCACAGUAAAACCGAGCAUUCCUUUACAGAAAAAUUGACCAGACACUCCAUCUCAGGAAGAAAACGUCUCCUGCCCUGUUGGUUCUUAAUUACCCAAAAGUGAAAUAAAAGUUAAUACGUGCGUAAUGGUAUGGAAGCAUUCUGUGUGUAUCAUAUACGUUCCAUCUGGCUUUGCAUGCCACAUACUUCAUGGAAAAUAUUUAAGUUUUUGUUGCUCUGCCUGCGAGUUUGGGAUUCGUUGCUUAUUAAACUUUAGUCUACUGACUAAGGGCACAGUUCAAACAUUUAUUUAACAAAAAUAACACAGUUUAUGGCCUUUUGUUGCUGUAUAAAGUAGCAUGGUUAAAUGUGGCUGACCGAUUAUAUCCAGAUUGGAUACAUGUGCAAUAUCUUCUACAAGGCUUCUCCGUCAGCAGAAGAUAAGUGUUGGUUUCUUCACUAGACAUCUCCCGACUUAUCGCAGGUUUUAUCCCAUUCUUUUGUUUUCAUCGUUGCCUACGCUGAUGGCAUGUCAUCUUGGCGCAUAAUCAUAUACAGAAUGUUUCAUGCAAUUCGUUAUCCAUCUUUUGUCUCAUGGCAGAUGAAGACUAUUCAAACCCCCCAGUCAGGGUUUUUUUUUUUUGAAUAGAUAAAGUACAGUGUACAGUAAUGUGCAGUGAUUUCAGCCUGUUUGAUCUUUGUGCACUGAGAGCUUAAAACAUCCACAACCUUAAACAAACUUAAAAAGCCCAAAAUAUAACUGGUGUUCAUUAUUGAGUGCAAUAGACAGUUUGAUGCCACUGCUACUUCUGGGUUACCGAUUCCCUCCGACCUUACUAACAGACAGGGUGGUAAACGUAAAUGUUUUGUUGUCACUGAAAACUGGCAUGCAGGCUGCAGCUCUUCCUGAUUGGAGCCUGUAGCAUAAGAUGAAGUCAGAGUGCAUGAAACAAAUUCAGACAACUUUCCUUAUACAAUAGUGAUCAAUCUGCAGCACUCUACGGUAAUGCACAGUAAAUCCAAUGAAUAUCCCUUAGUCGUUUGUGUAUAAUUUGCACUAAAUGUGUGAGUUGCUGUAUGAUGGAGAGCUAUAAUGUAGCUAUCAUGUCCCUUUAAACUGCGCAUUGUCUUUGUUGAGCGUCUUUUGUUGUAUUCUCAAUAUCGUGUAAUUUAUUGCUAACUCAUAGUGACAAACAUGCUACUGAAUUUAUGCAUCAUGUACUAUAUAUAAUUUUUGUUUUGUAUAACGGGGUCUGCAUUUUUAUUCUGGGUUUGCUUUGCUCUGUGUAUUUAUAAUUUAGAUUGAAAUGUAUAUAUUGUAAAAACAAAUUGUGCCUUCCAAAUAUUUCUUAAAGAAAUUUUUUAUGUGUAACACAAAGAACAUACAGCCAUGCAAUCUUUGUUAUUAACAAAGCAGCAAAUAAAAAUAAAAUGUUCAGA